This is a messenger RNA of Zingiber officinale, 2373 nucleotides long. Its product is annotated as inactive receptor-like serine/threonine-protein kinase At2g40270. The coding region runs from base 375 to 2069 and encodes 564 amino acids. NCBI's taxonomy places the organism in Eukaryota, Viridiplantae, Streptophyta, Magnoliopsida, Zingiberales, Zingiberaceae. The transcript has 9 exons. Gene Ontology annotation, biological process: protein phosphorylation. The record is from RefSeq and is a predicted model, not a curated record. Gene Ontology annotation, molecular function: ATP binding; protein binding; protein tyrosine kinase activity.
AGAAGGUUACUUAGUUUGCUUUGGCGACUAGGAAACACCGAAACAGUCGAUUAACAACACGUUUCGUCAACCGAAGAUCAAUCUUUAUUUCUCCGCACCCCUCCCAAUUCCUCCUCCGCCGUCAACAUCGCCCACGCAGCAGCCUCCCCCGCAGUAUAUUCCCGUGUGCCCACGCAGCUUCAAGUGAUUCCAACCUUAUCGCUUUCUAAAACCUCUCGCUUUCACUUCGGAUACCUGAAUUACCAUGCAAAUAUCUGUUUUUGAGCCUUGUUUUGGGAUUGGAGUAGGAAAAGCUGCGAUCUGUGGGUAAACCGCCUUCCGAAGUGGAGUUCGAUCACUCGUUGUAGGGAGAGAUAAGGGAAAGAGAGGCGCAGAUGAGGAAAGGGGGAGGGCUUGAAGUCGUCGUCUCCUCGUUUUUGUGGAUUUGGUUGACGUGUCUGUGGUGGGAGUUUUGUGAUUCCCUCAACGAUGAAGGGAGGGCUCUUCUAGCAUUCAAAGGGAGAGUAGAGGUUGAUCCUUAUGGUGCCUUAGCGAAUUGGGAUGAGGAUAAAGUUGAUUCUUGCUCUUGGUUUGGGGUUCAGUGCUCCGCUGAUGGCAGAGUCUUGGUUCUGAACUUGAAGGAUCAUUCUCUUAAGGGUACACUAUCACCAGAUAUCAACAAACUCAAACACUUGAAUGCCUUAAUUUUACAUAACAAUUCCUUCUAUGGAGUUGUUCCUGUUGGCAUUGGGCAAUUGCAAAAGCUGGAGGUACUGGAUUUAGGACACAAUAAAUUUAGUGGGCCACUUCCACCUGAUCUUGGAGAUAUUGUAUCUCUCAAAAUACUCAUCCUAGGAGGCAAUGAAUUUGCUACUAACUUAUCGCCUGUAAUGCAUAAGCACAAGACUCUCCCAGUUCAGGAUGACAAAGAAACUUUGCCACCAAAUAGAGAAGUGAAUCCAAGAAACUGGAGGCUUUUGGCAAGAGAACUAGCUCAAUCACCAAAUCGUCCACCGUCUUCACCUCUUCCGCCACCCCACCAGUCCCGUUCAAAAACUCAUGUGGUUAUCCUUUUGUCAACUGCAGGAUCAGUUUGUUUUCUGAUUGUCGCUUUUCUGAUAUAUUGGUACUCCAACCGUGCCAAAAAGGUUGUUGUGAUGCCAUUAACUGGUCUAUCGACAAGAGGCUCAAAACCUCCUGGGAGAAGACUCCUCGUAUUUAAACGGUCAGAACUUGAAGCAGCUUGUGAGGAUUUUUGCAAUAUUGUCGGAUCCUUUUCAAAUUUUACACUAUACAAGGGGACACUUUCAAGUGGAGUUGAAGUAGCAGUUACAUCCACUCUUAUCGCAUCCACAAAAGAUUGGUUAGCACGAGAUGAAACUCAAUUCAGGAAGAAGGUAUCGGUGUUGUCCAACUUCAAUCACAACAACUUCAUGAACCUUCUUGGCCAUUGCAAUGAAAAUGAGCCAUUUACCAGAAUGCUGGUAUUUGAGUAUUCACCAAAUGGGACACUUUUUGAGCAUUUGCACAUUAAGGAAGUAGAGCAAUUGAACUGGAGUGUGCGAUUACGCAUAGCUGCAGGCGUCGCGUACUGUCUCGAGCAAAUGAUGCAGCUUAACUGUCCAAUCCUCCGAAACUUGAACUCCUCUUCCAUCUACCUCACUGAAGAUUAUGCAGCCAAGGUUUCUGAUCUUGAGUUCUGGAAUAAGCAACCGGAUGCAGACGAGGCAUCUGAAGGAUCAAACGAAAGCAUCAUCGUUUACAAGUUCGGGAUAGUUCUCCUGGAGAUCAUUUCGGGAAGGCUUCCAUACUCGGAAGAUGAUGGCUUGCUUGUGCUCUGGGCUUCGAGCUAUUUGAAUGGGAGUCGGUCGAUCAAAGAUAUGGUUGACGAGACCCUCAACUCGGUGCCUGAGGAAGAUAUCAUCGGACUGACAGAGAUCAUUAGGUCCUGCAUCAUUGAUGAUCCAGAAAAGCAAGCUACCAUGACGGAAGUAGCUUCCCAAAUGAGGCUGAUCACAGCGAUUCCACCAGAGGCCGCUUGCCCAAAGCUUUCACCAUUGUGGUGGGCAGAACUACAAAUUGUUUCUUGAAGUUCAGUUAGCGACAUUGCUCAAUUGUAGCUGAUUCGAUUCCUCGAUAUAAAAAGCAUGUCGAGAACAAGUCGGUCUCAAUUCUCAACUACAAGGGACUUAUGUUGCAUUGUCGUAUAUAAGGUGCUGAAGAACUCAACUACUGGGGACUCCGUUGAAAAUAUUAUUCCUCCUACAAAUUCAUAAUACUAAUAUAUAAAAAGAGAAAAAGGAUAACUAAAAUAUUGUAGAAGACAUAUCUCUAGAUGCAUCAUAGUGAAAAGUUUCUCUCGGUAGGAUUUUAAAUAUUACCAGUGUUUUGGAA